Molecule: messenger RNA, 2534 nt
Organism: Halichondria panicea
Lineage: Eukaryota; Metazoa; Porifera; Demospongiae; Suberitida; Halichondriidae
Product: probable serine/threonine-protein kinase kinX
Exons: 1
Coding region: 258-2438 (726 amino acids)
Biological process (GO): protein phosphorylation
Molecular function (GO): protein kinase activity; ATP binding; protein binding
Source: RefSeq, a predicted model, not a curated record
AAUUAAGGUAAAAACUAUUCACCAUUCUAGAAAAUUAGUUUGGCACCACCUAUGGCCAUACAUUCACUUGUGUAAGGUUUGGUUGCUAGGUAACGGCCACAAAUUAUGGAAUUACAAGGUUUUGAAACCAUAGUUAUUAACGAUACACAUCUGGCUUGAAUUUUUAUUGCACAUGAAACACACAACAAGCACAUGAUCACCCCUUUGCUGACUAGCUUUUAACUGUACAACUAUAGUUUGCUAACAAAUCACUAGCUAUGGCUGAGAGACAAGACCGUGAACAAGAGUACAUAUUCAGAAAUGUUCAACUCUUCAAGAAUGAUACCCUUGGUACUGGCUCCUACGGGGCAGUGUGUAAAGCCAAGUGUGACCAGCUACUCUGUGCUGCCAAACUACUCUAUCCAGUGCUCUUCCAAAUAGCUGUUCCAGAUCCUGGCAAAGAGCAUCGACACCCGUUUAGAAGAUUCGAAACAGAGUGUGCAUUUCUGAGUCGUAUCAACCACCCCAACAUUGUACAGUACUUGGGGACCUAUCGCGAUCCCGACACAAAUGCACCAGUUCUUCUCAUGGAGCUCAUGGACGACAGUCUGACACACUUCCUGGAGUCAUCACCUGGAGACAUUCCCUACCACAUCCAAGUCAACCUCUCCUAUGACAUAGCUCAAGCACUUGCUUUUCUCCACUCCAAUGGGAUCAUCCAUCGCGACCUCUCCAGCAACAAUGUCCUACUCAUUGCAGGGACUCGAGCCAAAGUCACCGAUUUUGGAAUGUCCAACUUCAGGGACAAAAACGUCAACCGACUAGCCACAAUGACCACAUGCCCGGGAACACCAGCCUUCAUGUCUCCCGAGGCACUAAACGAACCACCAGUGUAUACAGAGAAACUAGACAACUUCUCAUUUGGUGUGCUUCUAGUUCAGACCACAACUCGACAGUUUCCAAAGCCAACAGAUCGAUUUGAGAGUAUUCAAGUUCCCAAUCCACGAAAUCCAAUUCACAUAGUUGAAGCUAAAAUAGCAAUCCCAGAACUAGAGAGAAGACAAGCUCACAUGAGCCUGAUUGAGCCCACCCACCCUCUACUGCCGAUUGCUCGUCACUGCCUCAAAGACAGAGAUGUUGAGCGACCAUCUUCCCAACAGCUUUGCCAAACACUGGAUGCUCUCAAGAGGACACCACAGUACCAGGAAAGCUCCCAACAAGACCUGCACCAGAUGAUCAGAGAGAAAGACGAACAAAUUACACAAAAAAACACACAGCUACAAGAAAAUCAAGAGACAAUAAUGCAAAACAAUGAACAGUUACACACAAAGAAUGUUGAAAAUGGUCAACUUGCUACAGAACUAGCACAAGAAAAACAAGAUAACCAAACCAUUCAACAAGAAAACCAAACCCUUCAACAUGAGGCUGAAGCCAGGGAGAGACAGCUGAGGAGACUCAACCAAGAGUUGCAAUCAAGUGAGGAGAACACUGCUGCCCUCCAACAAGCCAUCGAUCAACGAGACAGAGAAGUCACUCAACUGAGACAAAUGUUGGCAAGCAAGAACGAGGAAUCUCAUGAUCUAUCGACUCGAAUGCACCAAGUCGCACUACAAGAUGAGCAAGCUACACUGAUGAAACCUGCUACAAUAGAGUCACUACCUGAUGUACCUGUUGGUAUGUGGUAUGGAUCAUCAGCCGUGAUUGGAGACAAGGCAUACUUUAGUCGAGAUGGAAGCAAAACUGUUUAUGAGUUCAGCAACAAUCAGUGGCACGAGUUACCACCUUGCCCUAACAGCCACUUCACUAUUGUCAGUGUCGAUGACAUGCUCACAACUGUGGGGGGACAGUCAGUCACACAACUCUUUAGUAACAAACUCUACAGCUAUAUUAACAACGAAUGGGUCGAACACUUCCCUCCCAUGCCAACCAGACGGUGGGGACCUGGAGCUGUGUACGCUAACAACACACUUGUAGUGACUGGGGGAUUUCGUGAUGCAAAACGUUUAAAUACAGUCGAGAUAUUAAACACUGCUAACAUGCGAUGGUCUAUUGUUAGCUCACUACCUGUGUCAACCACUGACCUAUCAACAACGAUCUGUGGAGACUAUGUGUACAUACACCUACGAACUAGUGAUGCUCAAGAGAAGUAUUCAGUGUACAAAUGCUCAUUAAGACAACUAACUCAGUCCCAGCCAAGCUCAGCUAUAUGGGAGAAGAUUGCUCCUUUACCAGUUAGCUGGUCCUCUCUUGUUACCAUCAAUGGCCACCUGCUGGCAGUGGGUGGGAGGGACUCUAGAUGUAAGGACAUAUAUCAGUACAACGAGACAUCAUGGACUUUCAUUAAUCAAACGUCAACACCUCGAUCAAAAUGCGUCACUGCUGCCCUCCCUGGGAAUAAACUGAUGGUUGUGCGUAGAGAUGAUACAUACAGAAAAUGUGAAGUAAUUACUUUUGUAUAGACUUGUUCUUUGUGUCGUAUUGAAGUACAGUAUAUUAUGUAACAUUGAUUAUUAUGUUGAUAACUAACAAAUGUGGUGAGCAGAUGAAGUAAUAUA